AUGUUUUCCUAUGUCUCUAAAAUAAAUGGUGUGAAAAGAUUAAGAGUGAGAUCUUUGAAAAAAGAUAUAAAUGAUAACUUAUAUGGAAUAAAAAAAAACAAAAAAUUAAGUUCCAAAACAACAAAAUAUAUAAAUUAUUAUUUUUGCAAGAAAAAAAAAGUUGAAGAACAAAUAGCGUUUAAUAAAGAGAAAAAAAAAAAACUUGAAUAUACACCAUCCCUUUUUCAAGUUAUAUAUAAUAUCAAAGAUGACAAACUUUUAAAUAUAAAAAGGUGUAACAUUUUAGAACUAAGCUCGGAUGUCAAAAAUAAAGAAAAUAAUUUAAGUAUAAUAAAAAAUGAUGGAGAAAAUAAUGAAAUAAAUACAGAAUAUUUUAGUACUAUUAGUAAUGAAGAGGUGCGUGACAGUUUGGAAAAUAAUGCCAAUUUAAAUAAUGUUGAAAAAAAUGAUAUGCAUAAUACAAAUUUACAAAAAACUGACAUGGCUUCAAUACAACCAUGUGUAAAUAUAAGACGAGAUAAAAUGUUAAAGGAUCUGAAAAAUAUGGAUAUUGUAAACAAUAUUAUGGAUAUAAAAAAAAACAAUGAUGUGUGCAACAUUUAUUUAAUUACAAGUUUAAUUAAUAUAUAUCAUGAAAAUAAUUAUAAUUAUUUAAUUUUAAAAAUAAUAAAAGAUAUGAAAUAUACCUUAAAUAGGAUGAAUAUUAAAGUGUUAAGUCUAAUAUUAUUUAAUUUGUAUAAAUAUUAUUUAAUGUGCUAUAUUAAAAAGGUAUAUGAAAAAGAUGGGAGCAUAAAUUUUAAAUCAUAUUUUAAUAUGUUCUACACACUAGAUCAUGGGAUAAACAAUUUAAAUGAAUAUAAGUCUGACUUUUUAAAUAGUAACAUAAUAAAAAAUUUUCUUAUAUCUAUAUCUUAUGACAUUAAAAAAAAUUUAUACUAUGAAACAAAUAUGUCUGUUUUGAGUAGAAUAAUUUUUGUCUAUUCUUUUUUUUUGGAUAAAGAUUAUAAAUUAUUUGAAUUAUUAAUUGGAAGGAUAUUUAGCAGUUUGAAAAUUAAGAGAGAGAAAAAUGAAAAUGGAAGUAGUAUUUCGAUUGGACGUACCAAAAUUGAAAAUAUAUCUUUAGUAGCAAUAUCCUUUGAAAAGUUGAAGUUAUACUCUGCAAAAUUUACUCUCCUACAUUCUUAUAUACUUUUGAGGAAAGUAAAUAGAUUAAUAAAAUAUGCUGAAAAGGUAUUAUUAAAUAAGAAAAAAAAAAUAUUAAAAACAAAAAAUUUAAAACAUAUAAAUUUAUUUCCUAUGCAUUCUCGUGAAAAAAUGUAUAUAAAGUUACCACUAAUAAAUUUAAAGGAUAUAUUUAUUUAUUUAUAUAUUAUAAAUAAGAAUAAUAUAAAAAAUAAUCGCUUUAUAAUAUCUAUUUUAAAAUAUGCACAAAUAUUUUUCAAGCCAAAUUUUGAAAACGAUAAAAAAAGUUAUACCUAUUCAUAUGCUCAAAAUGUUGCUCGAAAAGAAAAACAAAUUAACAACAAACCAAGUUAUUUGCAAUUUUAUAAUAAUUCACUAAACAGUUUUAGAGACUCUUCAAACUUGCCAAGUAUGAGAAAUAGUAGUAACCCAGGGAAGUGUGCAAAUAGUUAUGAUAGUGAAAGAAUAAAUAUACUUAAUAGUUAUAAAUCUAUAGUAUUGAAAAAAAAAAAAAAUAAUAAAAUAAAUAAAAUGUUAGCUUUAUAUUCUCUAUAUAUAGCUAACAAAAAUAGACAAAACAGAUUGACAAAAUUUCACAACAAUAAUAAUGAUAUGGCUGUAGAAAAAAUAAAUAAUAGUAAUUUUAUUAUUGAAAAAAAAGACAUAAAAAAAAGUGAGGUAUCUAAAAAUAAUGAAGAUGUUGGGAAAGAGAGUGAUAAAGAUAAUUUACUUCCUUUUGUCAUGGCUAAUAAAAAGAUUUUAAAUUAUUAUUCAGUAGACUUAAUAUGUAUGAGCAUUUUUUUAAAUUAUUUAAUUAAUUAUGAUUAUAUAUUUAUGAAAAAGUUUGGAACAUUUAAUUGGUUAGUAAAAUUGUAUAUAGAUUUAGUAAGAAAAACAAAUUUGAAAGAAAUCCAUUUUUUUUAUUUAUACAAAAUGUUUGAAAUAAAUAGAAAAUUAAAUAUAUACAAUAAUUUUUUAAGCAAAUUAUUAUACUCAUCUGUUUAUUUUAAAUGUAAACAAGCAAUUAAAAAUUUAGAUAAGUAUAGAUUUAAAGUAGAUUCCCAGCUUGACAACCUGUAUGACCAAUACAGUUUUCAUUAUUUAGUUAAGACUUAUAUUGAAUUGUUAAAAAGUAAGAUUGUAGAUAUAAACUUAUUUAAUUCGAUAAAUAAAUGUUUGUCUAUUUUUUUGGAGAAGACAAAAAUAUGCCCAUCUAACUACUUAACAGUUCAUAAGUGCUUAAAAUUGUUGUGCCUACUAAAUGGGAAUAUUAAGCAUAUAGGGUUAGAAGCAAAAAAUGACAGUUUUAAACACCAUAAAAGGUAUGCAUUUUACUUGAUUAAAAAUUUAGAGAAGACAAACUUCAGCACACUAAGUAAUGAGUAUGUGCUAAAACUUUUUAAACAUGUAAAUAGUUUAGUAAAAAAAAAAAAAAAAAAAAAAAAAUAUUCCCAAACUCGUGAAGAAAGCUGGAAAAUGGUAGAACAGGUAUAUACAAAAUUAUGCACCACAGUAAAUGAAAGAAUAUACAGUUUUAACUUUUUAGAAAUAAUAAAAUUAUAUUUAUAUAGUAAUUAUAAUUUUAGAAAUAAAAUAUUUUUUUCAAAUAAUUUGAUUAAAAAUGUGUUACAACAUAGUGACAAAAUUCAAGACGACAAUAUUUUUGUUUCGAUUUUUAAAAUGGCAAUGUUUGAGAUUUGUUUAAAUUUGCAAAGGGACUAUAAAAAUGGAAUAAACUAUGUAAAAAAUGUAGAGACUAUAAAAAAUGCAGAGGGGGUAGACAUCGUAAGCAAGUGUAAGAGCUGGACGGGUGUCUUGAAUUUGCUGACCUUGAGCAAAGAACACAUUAAAAAUGAUAUAAAUCAAAUAAAAAAAAAAAACAUUUAUGUAAUAUUAAUGCAGUCGUUUUUUUGUUUAUUCAGCAUUUUUAAGCAUAGCAGAUGGGUAUAUAAAAGAUGGAAAAAAACAAAGUUUGUCAUAAAAAAUGUGGGAGAAAUAUAUCGACUGAAUAAUACAAAAAUGAAUUGUAAAAUAGUAGACAAUUUAUUGGAUAUAAUAAAUACAAUUUUAGAAAAAGGAUGGAUUUGUAACAAUGAUGAUAAGAAUUUUCUUAUAUAUAUAUUUCUUUUAUAUUUGAAUAAGAUAUUAAUAAAAAGUCGAUUUUUUAAAAAAAAAAAAGGAAAUUUAUUUUUACAGACAUCCAAAAAUUAUAUCAAUGAAUUGAAUAAAAUAUUAAAUUGUCCUUUAUCAAAUUCGAGUAUAGCAUAUACAAAUCCAUUAUUAUUAUUUUAUUUAUUUAAAUAUAAGAUUUUUUUAAUCAAUUAUAAAAAUCGAAAAAGUAAAAAUCAAGCAUAUUCAUAUGUUAGGAGUCCAAUAUUAUAUCGUAAUUUAGUAAGUUGGGAAAAUGAUUAUAAACUAUUUCAAACUUUAUAUUUUGCAACAGUUCAGAAUCCUACCAUUUUGAACAGCUACGACUUUACUUUUUUACACACACCCUGGAACUAUCUAUACUGUCGUUCUACAUUGGGUUUGGCAAACAAUUCAGAAAACCCUAAAUCAACAUCAUAUUAUAAUGUAAAUAAUUGGAAUAAUUUAGUAUCCAUUUUACAAAACCAUUAUGACACAAACUCAAUAAAUAUUUUAUAUUUGUUUAUUUGUCGUAAAAAAGAAAUUGAGUAUUCUCUUAAAAUGGCAUUGAUGAGAGCAUAG
Plasmodium vinckei vinckei is the source of this 3891-nucleotide messenger RNA. Its product is annotated as conserved Plasmodium protein, unknown function. The record is from RefSeq and is a predicted model, not a curated record. NCBI's taxonomy places the organism in Eukaryota, Apicomplexa, Aconoidasida, Haemosporida, Plasmodiidae. Bases 1 to 3891 code for a protein of 1296 amino acids. The transcript has a single exon.